Microcebus murinus (gray mouse lemur) is the source of this 8390-nucleotide messenger RNA. The record is from RefSeq and is a predicted model, not a curated record. NCBI's taxonomy places the organism in Eukaryota, Metazoa, Chordata, Mammalia, Primates, Cheirogaleidae.
UUAGCUCAGAUUUUGGUUUCUUCUAGUUUAGUGUUCUUUGAAAGGUCAUGGUCACCUGUGAUUCUGAUCUUAGGUACCCAUGUCUUUCUUCUGUUAGUGAUCAUUUAUGCUCCAUUAUUGGUAACUCUAGUCAAGAAUUCUUUAAGUCUAUUUAUAUUUUCUGACUAUAUCCAAGGGAUUUUAAUAUAUUACUAGUGCCACAACUACAGUCAAGGCCAAGAUUUUUCACACCUGGAUUUCUUCAACAACUUCCUAAACAUUUCUCUCGCCUCUGGUCCAAGGCUGACAUAACAGGACUGCUAUAAGGUUCCUUUUUCUAGUGAAAAUACAGUCAUUAUAUCCCUGUAACAAAUUCCUCAAAAGAAUCCCAUUGUCUUCAUGGCACAUUCCAAGCAUUUUCUUUGCCCUUCAAGACUUUUCAUCAUGUGGCCCCAUUUUUGUGCUCCUACACUUGACAUUUUAUGCCUACCUCAUCACAUGGUGCAUAGAGAUGUAUAUAUCUCUUUAUUUUUACAAUAGAUUGAGAGGACCCUGAAAAUAUUCUAGAACUACAUCAUAAUCAUCUUUGUAUUCUCAUACCCUACAGUAGAGAUAAUAUAGCAGGGAUUCAGUAAAUAUUUACCAAAUUAGCAAAUCAUUUUUGAGCUGGAAGUUCUUUCGUUUGUAGAAGACAGAAACAUAUUUAAUUAUAUAAAGUGAAUUAAAGAUAUAGACACCCUCAGAAAAAUGCUAAGCAUUAUAUAGUUAUAUGUAUUUAAUCCUUGCUUAUAUAUAACCUUUUUUAUAAUUAUUCAUAGUAUAUAUUGGGAGAGAUAUUCACAAGAAAGCAUAAAUGGUCCAACUUUUUGAGAGUCUGUGUUAUGAAUGAGCUUUUCACCCUCUGCCACAUCUGCUUUUCUACCCAUGUUUCCACCCAGAAUUUUUAGAGGUGUUUAGAGAUGUUUAGUUUUCAAUGAUUACAUCUGUUCUGCCCUUUGCUACUAGAUACCAGAGCUGUGUCUUUGGUUUUAGAGUAAGAUUGAGAAGGAAAAAUAUAAAUAUAAUAUAAUCAGUAAUCUCGUCAGAAGUUGUAUCAAAUCUACUUUAGGAGAUAAAACAUCUAGGGAGUUACUUUUCACACAGACAGAAACCAUGACAGAAUAUUCCUACCUUUAUGAUUCCUCUUUCUACAAAAUAUAGUUCUGUAACAGAUGAUUUUUAUUAAUCAAGAGAGUAAAAAUAAAUUGAAUAGAGAACAAGAGGACUUUUUUAAGUAGAGCCAAAAAAGAGGAAAUUUAUCAAAUUUAUCAAACCAUGUUAUACACAUCACUAAAACAAUAAAGUCUUCAAUUGAGCAGAUUUGGAAAAAAUUGAUAUAUGAGAAGUAUUACAACAUAAAUCUGAAAUUUAUAAGAAAACAUGAAAUUUCAUAAGUAAUUAUGUGAUGUUACAGCACACGGAAUGUUAAACAAUUGACAGCACCAUAGGACUCAUCUACUAUACUAAUUUUUUGUUUUUGUUUCUCAGAAAAAUAUAUUUUCUAUUUAACCCAGAAGUUGUGGGGAAAGAAAAGGAGAGGAGAAAGGACCUAAUAAAAUAUGUCUUGACUCUAACCUUGACCACAGCUUAAACCUGUGGAACUCAUCUUAUUCCUAAAGUUGGGCUUUCUAAUAAGAAAAAAAUAUAAGCAUCUUUAAGGAGCUAGAAGCUCCCUGUACAAACUAGCCCAUGUCCAUUAUUAUAAUAUAAUUUAUUGCUAUCCUCACCUUGUGCAAUACUUUCUCACAUAUACCCUACCCUUUCCUUCUGCAGACAUUUUCCUAGUUUAUUUUGCCUAGAUCAUUCUUCCCUCAGAUCUUCAUAAAGUUGACUCGUUCUCAUCAUCAUAUCUCAACUUAAGUGCCACCUUCUCAGAGAGAGAGAUCAUCCCCAACCUCCCUUGUUAAAGGAAUAUCCCUCAGUUACCAUCUGUAUUAUAUCCAGUUCUCACCUUUGUGAUCUAGGUUGUGCCUUUUGGUCAAGAAGAACCUAGACCUUCCUCUAGGAUGAACAGCUGUUAUUGUGAGAACCAGGACUAGUAUUCUGGUUAACUGGGUAUGCUUCACCCCUUUUGGAAUCUGUGUAAAGAUUACAGUUUAAGGAGAAUUUCAAAAAGAAAAGUCGGUAGAAUGGAAACAUCUGGUUCAGGAUGAAAGUCUGAAUUUGCAAUCAACAUUGACAUGGAGGCACAAGAAUAGAAAAGAAAAAAAUUGAUAUAUGAGAACUUGAGGAGAACUUGAGGAAAAGUAUCACUUACAUAUCUUUUUUAAACUGUCUCAAAAUAUUUUUCCUAUGUAAUCUCUUUUGGUUAAAACAAGCUAGUAAUUAAUUGAAUAUGGUGCAGUGCCUGAUCCCCGAUCAUCAUAUCACCUGUAGAUGAAUGACCAAGGCAAUCCAUGAGCAGUUUAUAAAUAGCUUGGUAUGGUCAGAGUUGUGUUAAAUGCUGGAUGGGACACAAACAUUCACUUAUUUAUUAAAAAGACAUUUAUUGUGGUCCAAACCUGUGGACACUAAAUCCCAAUCUCAGCACUCUUGAACCUUUUAGACUAGACUGAUUGAGAGAGAAGGUCCCAUCCCAGAAGCCAGUUCAUUAGGCGAAACAAGAAGAAUGUAUGUAAUGUUAACAGAAAAAAUAUAAAGAUCUAUAUUGGUAUGAUAUGAGCCAGAAUAAUUGAGGAUUUUAACACAGAAAAGCAUUUCAAAGAACUCAAAGAAGAAACCAAGAUUUGAAUUCUGGCUAUCUGCAGAAUGAUAGUGCCCCUGCCAGAGAAGGCACCUGGAGAAAUUCAAAGUGACAUCUAAGAGGAGAUAAGGAGGUCUGUUUCAAGUAUUACAUAUUUUGAGUUAUCAAAACUAUUAUAUAGUUUGACUUAUCACUGACCAGUGAGUGAAAAUGGACCAUGAAAUGGCCAUCCAAGCAGCCCUGGAUCUGGGGAGGUUUUGUGUUGGAGAUACAGCUUUUAAAAUGAAGCGAUGUGAAGUAAGCGUAGCAUGGUAUCUGGAACUUAAUAGGAAUUCAAAAUAUGUCUGAUGCUAGAUUAUUAGCAUAGAAUUCAGUUUUAAAUAAUGACUAGAUGGGGGAGGGGAUGCAAGCUAAAUGGUCAGAAGGGGCUGGAUUGGGGGCAGAGCGAGUGUGCUCUAGUGAACAAGAAAUCAGAAAUGUUGACGCGUGCAACCACAUCCCCAUAUAACUAACCGGUAUUGAAGAAUCACUGCUUAGGAUGAGUGAGUUAGAGAAAAAGAACAGAUUUCAUUGGCAGAAUGAGAAAAAUUUAAACGAACGUACUUGGAAAUCUACUCCCCCUCCUAACCCUAUGACAGAACACCUAGUCAUCAGGUUAAGUCAGGCACCAGAGCAGAAGAAAACAAAGCGUGCUCAACUCAACUGGCUGCAGCGCCUUCCAAAUAAAAGACCAGCUGCCCUUUCUUCCCUCCCCACCUUGCAAGGGUCCUCAGUCCCGUCCUGGGCUUAAAUCGCACACCUCGGAAGUUUUGUAUUAGAGAGCCCAGCAGGGGAGGAAAUUUUCCGCAAGAAAGUAGAACUAGGGCAGUCCGAGGAGAUUGAAAGGGCAAAACUAUCAAGCAAGAAAACUGUAAGUUCUGAUUAGUUUUAUGACUUUGCCUUCAUGCCUCAGGAGCUCAAUUGAUCAUGGCUUCCAAGACAGGCUAAGAGUAGGGGUUUGGGAGAUGGGGAGAAGCUUGAAAAAACUCUCAAAACUCUCCUCCAGCUCCGUGCUUUCAAAUGCAAAUACCUCGCGAAGAGAUGGAUGGGCUGCAGCCCCUCCUUCUUUCAACCCUCUUCUUUAUUUUCCUGCGAAGGAAUCCAUCUGCACAGAUCUGUCAGGAGGGAGGUGGAGGAGGGUGCGCGUUUGUGCGCGCGCGUGUGUGUGCGCGCGUGUCGGCUGAGCGGUUCCCUCUUCGCGUUCUUUUCCAAUAGCCCUCAUUGGAUCUCCGAGGGGUACAGAAGUCUCAGUGGCUCCCUGGGCCGGCCUCGAACGGUGCUGACAGCGGGCGCCCCCGGCGGACCAUCAUCACCCUCUUCCACUCCGUCUUGGCUCUGGGUCCCCGGCGAGCUCUCUCCUUGUCGCCGGUGCUCGCCCUCUUGCCCUCUCGCCGGACGCGCGCUCCCGCUGGCGCCGGACCUGGUGUCCGCCUCUCCGGAGAGUCGGAGGGACCCCUCGCAGCCUGCAGAGGCAGCUGGUCCGGGGCGCCGAAGGCCAGGGCAGGGUCCCCCGCGCACCGCGGAGUGGGCUGUGAUUGGAGGAAGAGCCGGUGCCGGGCGGGCCCCAGCGGGUACAGAGCAGGUGCCUCCAGUCCGCCCAGCGCGCCAAGCUGCGCGCGCUGAGUCCUGAAGCGCCCACGGGCGCCCGGCAGGGGAGCGCACGUCCUUUUGGAUGCAAACGUCCGGAUCCGGGGCGUCUGACGCCGCUGGGAGGGCAACGAGGCCCCAGUAUUCUGCUGAUAUGGUGCUUCUGCGUCCUGCUUCCCCUCCGACUGGCUGUACCUUAGGUGCGCGCUGGGAAAAGGGCGUCCUGCUUCUCUGAAUGCAUGGUGGACUUCUUCGUGGGUGCACAUGGUACAUCGCUAGUUGCUGGUAUACAACCUUCCAAUGUGGAUUAAUGAGAAAAGACCUAUUACUCUGUUCCACUUCACGUUUUAGAUGGUUAACCCUACGGAUCUCUUAGAUGUCAGAGUUCAGGUACCUAUUACACCAUUCCUUGGCGAAGGCUAUUCAGCAGUGGUGACCUCUUCCACUCCAACACUCUACAAAUUAUUAUCUCUGGACUCCCAGCUGACACCCUGCCGGAGGCAAAAGCUACUAAGCCAACUGGAACUGUGCCUUUUCCUUUGUCAAGGUUUUUUUCUUACACAGGAAAAAGAAAGAAAAAAAAAAAGAUGAAGUUGGGCAAAGUGGAAUUCUGCCAUUUUCUGCAGCUAAUAGCUCUUUUCCUGUGUUUUUCUGGGAUGAGUCAAGCAGAACUCUCAAGGUCCAGAUCAAAGCCCUAUUUCCAAUCAGGGAGGUCCCGGACGAAGCGCAGCUGGGUGUGGAAUCAGUUCUUUGUGCUGGAGGAAUACAUGGGUUCAGACCCCCUCUAUGUAGGAAAGCUUCACUCUGAUGUUGAUAAAGGAGAUGGUUCCAUCAAAUACAUCUUGUCAGGCGAAGGGGCAAGUUCCAUUUUCAUUAUUGAUGAGAACACGGGGGAUAUUCAUGCUACCAAGAGACUGGAUCGGGAGGAGCAGGCCUACUACACGCUCCGAGCUCAAGCGCUGGACAGGCUUACCAACAAACCCGUGGAGCCAGAGUCUGAGUUUGUCAUCAAAAUUCAGGAUAUCAAUGACAAUGAACCUAAAUUUUUGGAUGGUCCAUACACUGCAGGAGUUCCAGAAAUGUCUCCUGUGGGCACCUCAGUAGUCCAAGUGACAGCGACAGAUGCUGAUGAUCCUACAUAUGGCAACAGUGCUAGAGUGGUCUACAGUAUUCUUCAAGGACAGCCAUAUUUCUCAGUGGAACCAAAGACAGGAGUCAUCAAGACUGCCCUUCCAAACAUGGAUAGAGAGGCUAAAGACCAGUAUUUGCUUGUUAUUCAGGCAAAGGAUAUGGUUGGUCAAAAUGGAGGACUGUCGGGAACCACAUCAGUCACCGUGACCCUAACUGAUGUCAACGAUAACCCACCUCGCUUUCCUCGAAGGUCUUACCAAUAUAACGUCCCUGAAUCAUUGCCUGUAGCCUCAGUUGUGGCCAGAAUUAAAGCUGCAGAUGCAGAUAUUGGAGCUAAUGCUGAAAUGGAAUACAAAAUUGUGGAUGGUGAUGGAUUAGGGGUUUUCAAGAUUUCUGUUGACAAAGAUACACAAGAAGGAAUCAUUACCAUACAGAAGGAACUGGAUUUUGAAGCCAAAACAAGUUAUACACUACGAAUAGAAGCUGCAAAUAAGGAUGCUGACCCUCGCUUUCUAAGCUUGGGGCCAUUCAGCGACACGACAACAGUGAAGAUAAUUGUGGAAGAUGUGGAUGAGCCCCCUGUGUUUUCAUCGCCCUUGUACCCCAUGGAGGUGUCGGAAGCCACUCAAGUUGGAAAUAUCAUUGGCACCGUAGCGGCUCAUGACCCAGAUUCUUCCAACAGCCCUGUGAGGUAUUCAAUUGACAGAAACACAGACUUGGAGAGAUACUUCAAUAUUGAUGCCAACAGUGGAGUUAUUACAACUGCCAAAUCUUUGGACCGAGAGACAAAUGCUAUACAUAAUAUCACAGUCCUUGCAAUGGAGAGCCAGAAUCCAUCUCAAGUAGGAAGAGGCUACGUGGCCAUCACUAUACUUGACAUUAAUGACAAUGCCCCUGAAUUUGCCAUGGACUAUGAGACCACUGUCUGUGAAAAUGCCCAGCCAGGGCAGGUCAUUCAGAAAAUCAGUGCAGUUGAUAAAGAUGAGCCAUCCAAUGGACACCAGUUUUACUUCAGCUUAACAACGGAUGCAUCAAAUAAUCACAACUUUUCAUUGAAAGACAACAAAGACAACACCGCCUCAAUACUAACCAGAAGAAAUGGAUUCAGGAGACAAGAGCAAUCAGUUUACUAUCUGCCGGUUUUCAUUGUGGACAGUGGAUCCCCUUCACUUAGCAGCACCAACACCCUCACUAUCCGUGUCUGUGACUGUGAUGCCGACGGCAUAGCCCAGACCUGCAAUGCAGAGGCCUAUGUCUUACCUGCUGGCCUCAGUACGGGAGCCCUGAUAGCAAUACUCGCCUGUGUCUUGACAUUAUUGGUGUUGAUCCUCCUCAUCGUCACUAUGAGAAGACGGAAAAAAGAACCCCUUAUUUUUGACGAAGAGAGAGAUAUCAGAGAAAAUAUCGUUAGAUAUGAUGACGAAGGUGGGGGAGAGGAAGACACAGAAGCUUUCGACAUGGCUGCGCUGAGAAACCUCAAUGUCAUCCGAGACACCAAGACCCGGAGGGAUGUGACUCCAGAAAUUCAGUUCCUGAGUCGACCGACUUUUAAAAGCAUCCCAGAUAAUGUCAUUUUUAGGGAAUUUAUUUGGGAAAGACUGAAAGAAGCCGAUGUCGACCCCGGCGCUCCCCCCUACGAUUCUUUGCAGACGUACGCGUUUGAGGGCAACGGCUCCGUGGCUGAAUCUCUCAGCUCUUUAGAUUCCAUCAGCUCAAACUCUGAUCAGAACUAUGACUACCUGAGUGACUGGGGACCUCGUUUUAAACGACUUGCAGACAUGUAUGGGACUGGCCAAGAGAGUUUGUACUCAUAGCCUUGACACCUUAGUUUGAAAGGUACUGAAGAAAAAGUAACAACAACAACAAAAAAAAAACCACAGAAAAACAAACAACAAAAAAAUAAACAAAAAAACACACUUGUUUUCUGUUUUUACAGAAAACAAGAACUCCACUUGCUGGAGAAAAAUGGUUGUACAUAUUUCUUCGUUUUUAACUGUUUAGGUUUCUGCCUUGGUGAAGCAUAUCUUCAUUAGACUUACCCAAGGGAUUUCACUGACCACAGACUCUGAGCAUUUGAAGGUUUUUUGAUAAAAAGAAAUGCUUAGUGGUUUGUGAAUAGAUAGCAACUCUCAUAUACCUGCAAAGGCACCCAACCUCUAUGAGUAAGUAGUGCCCUGUGUUGUCAGUGAGUCAAGGAUGCCCUGUACAUACCUUUAUGGUACUGUCAGUAAGAGGAUUAGAACACGAUGUGCCAUUGAAAAAUCCUGGAACUUCUUGCAUAUAAAAACUUUGGACAAAUUUAAUUUACAGCAAUGCUUUUUAGCUUGCUAUAUUAUAGAAUCCAGCAGAAGUUUAUUGCUGUUGGUUAGCAAAAAUAUUUUAUUUAGCAAUAUACAAAUUCUCAGAAAAUCUUCCCUAUAUGAAAAUCCUUCAAUAAAAGCCAGUAAAAUUUGGUUAAAGGCAACAUAAACACUUGUUUAUCCAAUAAAUUAUAAAGUGUUCCAAAUAAGAAAAUGGUAAAUAAAUUUUAAAGUUUGCAAUAGUUUUGAGAUGCUUGUGUAGGUAUGACUUAAAGAAAAAGUUGCUGUCUAUUCGUUGAUCUUUAUUAUCUCUUCUGAUUUGUACAGGAGAAUAUCUUUUCUUUUUUAUUUGACACAUGGUGUUAUAUUUAUUUUGGAGCUCCAAUCUCCACUAAAUUCAGGUCCAUCUUACUGCCUCAUAGUAUUAAACUCAUCAGAACAUGCUGAUUUUUCUCCAGCCUGAGCUACAUGAAGGAAAUGAAGCAUGAAAAUGGAGAAAUAAUAGUAAAGCAAUUGAACCCUGUUGCAGUUCACAUCUCAAAGAGGAGCACAGCUACAAGGACAUAUAAAUUGUUCUUCUGAGCCAUUAGAAUGUCAAAACAUUGGAAUAAAAUAUUUGUAUUUUAGAAAGA